UUAACCAAGAUGCCUGUGAAAACGAGAGUAGCCCUGUUCCUGCUCCUGCUGAGUGGCUUCUUUGGAUCUGGGACUGGUGGGAAGGUGCUGGUGUGGCCAAUGGAGUUCAGCCAUUGGCUCAACUUAAGGACAAUCCUAGAUGAGCUUCUGAAGAAGGGUCAUGAAGUGGUGGUUCUGAAACCUUCAGCAUCUUUAUCUUAUGAGGUUGACAAUGCAUCUGCUAUUGAAUUCGAGACUUAUUCUACAACAUACUCCUUAUCUGAGUUAGAGGAAAUUUUCUGGGAAUCACUCAGAAAAUAUAUUUAUGAGCUGCCAAAGCAGUCAUUUUGGGGAUACUUCUUAAUGUUUCAAGAACUUGUUUGGAUAGAUUCAGAUUUUUUUGAGAGUCUCUGUAAAGAUGUAGUUUUUAACGAAGAACUCAUGACAAAGCUACAAAAAUCAAGGUAUGAUGUCAUUCUGGCAGAUCCUUUCAUACCCUGUGGUGACCUGCUGGCUGAGAUCCUCAAUAUACCUCUUGUGUACAGUCUCCGCUUCUUUCCUGGCUCCACUUAUGAAAAGUACAGUGGAGGACUCCCACUGCCUCCUUCCUAUGUGCCUGCUGUUAUGACAGAAUUGAGCGACAGAAUGACUUUCAUGGAGAGGGUGAGAAAUGUCAUCUAUGUGCUAUGUUUUGAUUUUUGGUUCCAAUCAUUUAAUGAGAAGAAGUGGAAUCAGCUUUACAGUGAAGUAUUAGGAAGACCCACGACACUCUCAGAGACUAUGGCAAAGGCAGACAUAUGGCUCAUUAGGACCUACUGGGAUUUGGAAUUUCCUCAUCCUGUCUUACCAAAUUUUGAUUUUGUGGGUGGACUCCACUGCAGACCUGCCAAGCCCCUGCCUAAGGACAUAGAAGACUUCGUCCAGUCUUCUGGAGAACAUGGUGUUGUGGUGUUUUCCCUGGGGUCCAUGGUGGGUAGCCUAACAGAAGAAAGGGCCAAUGUGAUUGCAGCAGGCCUUGCCCAGAUUCCACAGAAGGUUCUGUGGAGAUUUGAAGGCAAGAAGCCAGAAACUUUGGGCUCUAACACUCGUCUAUACAAAUGGAUCCCCCAGAAUGACCUUCUAGGUCAUCCCAAAACCAGAGCUUUUGUAACUCAUGGUGGCACCAAUGGCAUCUACGAGGCGAUCUACCAUGGGAUUCCUGUGGUUGGCAUUCCUUUGUUUGGAGACCAAUAUGACAAUAUUGUUCGCUUGAAGAGCAAAGGAGCAGCUGUUAGACUGGACUUUCUCACAAUGUCCAGUACAGACUUGCUCACUGCACUGAAGACAGUCACUAAUGACCCUUCCUACAAGGAGAAUGCCAUGCAGUUAUCAAGAAUCCACCACGAUCAGCCAGUGAAGCCCCUGGACCGAGCAGUCUUCUGGAUUGAGUUUGUCAUGCGUCACAAAGGAGCCAAGCACCUUCGUGUGGCAGCCCAUGACCUCAGCUGGGUCCAGUACCACUCCCUGGAUGUGAUCGGGUUCCUGCUGGCCUGUGUGCUGACUGUGGUGUUCAUCCUCACAAAGUGUUGCCUCUUCUGUUGUCAGAAGUUGACUAAAGCUGGAAGGAAGAAGAAAGGGGACUAGCUGAGCUGGGGAAGACUGAUGCAUGGACGUCUCCAGUGCAUCGCAGUAAGAGAGGCAAUGAUGGUAGGGCCCUUCAUCCUGUGACAGGGUAGUUUUUCAAUAAUUACUUAUCAAGUCAGAAGAUGAUUUGUUCUCCCAGAGAUUUAGUAGUUCUUUUGGAAUUAGUAGUAUUUCGGCCAAAGAUAAAAUUGAAAGGGAGACACAGAAACAUCAACAGAGUCAACAUGAAUACGCAUAAAGUUUUACAAGUUCACUUCUGCAACAUAGCAAAGAAUGUUAUGGCUGAAGAGUUGGUUGGCUCCAUGGUCUAAUCACUUGUCAGGCAAGACUUCCUCCUUGAUUUUUGAGGACCUCAUAUAAAAUUCAUAUCGAGUAACAUCUAUAACUCUAGUAUAAGAAAACCAAGACAUGUGAAAUACAACCAGGGGGAUUACCUGAAGUUCUCAGGCCAACUAGCCUGGUUUUCAACAAGAAAUAGCCUGCCUCAUAGAAUGUGGAAGGGACAUUAACACUGAAAGCUAUGCCUUGACAUCCGAACAUGUGUGCCAUAGCAUAGGUGUGCCCCACUCACAAAUUCAUUAGCACAAGCAUGUAAUUAUACACAUGUACACAGGCUUUAAAUACACAUAGAAACACAUACAUACACAUAGACAACACAGCACUUAUGACUCACAGUUUGUUUGUGGAUACACCAUGAGUAAGAAGCCCACAAUUUCUACAUAGUUUUGCAAGUAUUGAACAAGCUUUAACUUUAUUUAUUGCAGACUUUACAGGAUGAAUAUCUAGGUAACACAUUCAGGAUUGGAGCUGGGUGAAACCUGUAAUCCAACAUUUGUCUUCAGGAGACUUGUACUUUUGCAGAGUCUCAUGUGGGACAGUAAGUAUCAGAAUGACCUCUACCUUAAAGGACCUACCAAGAUUGGACUUGUGGCUGGGGAGAUGGCUCAGCAGUUACUAACUAGCUCUUCUUCUAGAGAACCCAUAUUCCGUUCCCACCACCCAUAUGAUGAUUUAGGACCAGCAGUAACUCGUGUUACCAUGGGAUCUUUUAUCCUCUUCUGGCCUCUCUUGGCAUUGCAGAGACACAUGCACAGGAAGCCCACAUAAAAAUAAAAUUAAAUUAAAGAUUAAAGACAAGUUUUGGUUUUAUGAUAUUAAUUCUAUUUCCAUUCAACCCUUUACAAAGAAUAAUGAGAUUCCUUCAUUUUCAUAAUUAGCCUUUGGAAGCAGAUGUAAUAUUUCAAUUUAUAUUUUGAUAACACAGAAAAAAGACUCUAAAUAAGUUGUUUUCACACAAGCGAAGGAUGUGUGUAUGUGUGUCCCUUUUUACAAAACAGAAUGUACUUUACCUAUGCUCUUUAUAUUCAUGCUGUGACUUCAAUAUUUCUAUAAGAAAUAAAUGUUUUGAAAUUA
Mastomys coucha (southern multimammate mouse) is the source of this 3015-nucleotide messenger RNA. Its product is annotated as UDP-glucuronosyltransferase 2B31-like. Bases 10 to 1602 code for a protein of 530 amino acids. The transcript is spliced from 6 exons. The record is from RefSeq and is a predicted model, not a curated record. Gene Ontology annotation, molecular function: UDP-glycosyltransferase activity. Lineage: Eukaryota; Metazoa; Chordata; Mammalia; Rodentia; Muridae.